UUUAUCUUCAUUCCUCUAAAAACCUAAUUCACCCAAAUCCGCCAUGAAAAAGAUCAAUGUGAUGCUUAGAAAGUGCAAAACGCUAUCGAAACAAUUAAGAAGGAGUUCUUCGAAUCUCAGUUCGGGAUCUAAAUCUGCUAGACAUCAUCAAGACGGAGCCGCCGCAGGCGGCGGAGGAGGCGGUGGAAUAAUCUGGAAUACUAAUGCUAUUUCCGUCUAUGGAAGCGACGGUAAUGGAAGUGGAAACGAAGAAGAGCCUCGAGAAAUUGUAUUCGUUGGAAGCACGAGGAAACGGUACGUGAUUAGUUCGAAGUAUUUGAGUCAUCCACUUGUUAAUGCUCUAAUCGAGAAAUCGAAGCCGGCUGGUAAUGGUGAAGUAUCGGUAAUCAAUUGUGAGGUUGUACUUUUUGAUCAUCUGUUAUGGAUGCUUGAGAAUGCCGAUUUUAAUGUGACUUCUGAUUGUUUGGACGAAUUGGCUGAUCUCUACUCUUCUUGAGGGAUUCUCUAAAUCGCAUGAAACUGUGAAACAAGAUCUAUAAAAAUUUUAGGUUUUCAAAUGUGGACGAAUUAGUGCAUCCAUCUCAAAAGUCGUGAUGAUUUCAUGCAUUAAUUUGUUUCAUUGAUUCAUGAAUUUAAUUUCUCGUUUAUAUGUAUAUGUAGUUUAGCACUAUUUGUUAGUCGAUUCAUCGAUCUUCUUCCUCUGAGUUCGAAUAUAUCAUCAAUGGUUUAAUUAAAUAAGUUCUUUUUCGAUUU
This is a messenger RNA of Cynara cardunculus var. scolymus (artichoke), 753 nucleotides long. RefSeq names its product auxin-responsive protein SAUR76. NCBI's taxonomy places the organism in Eukaryota, Viridiplantae, Streptophyta, Magnoliopsida, Asterales, Asteraceae. Bases 44 to 496 code for a protein of 150 amino acids. The transcript has a single exon. Gene Ontology annotation, biological process: response to auxin. The record is from RefSeq and is a predicted model, not a curated record.